Messenger RNA from Saccostrea cuccullata (small rock oyster), 2430 nucleotides. Its product is annotated as ankyrin repeat domain-containing protein 18B-like. The record is from RefSeq and is a predicted model, not a curated record. The transcript has 8 exons. Lineage: Eukaryota; Metazoa; Mollusca; Bivalvia; Ostreida; Ostreidae. The coding region runs from base 85 to 2217 and encodes 710 amino acids.
AACGGACUAAACUGAAAGUUGAUUAGAUCCACGUACGCUGCACCAAAUCAGAAGAACAUAUGAGAAUGUAAUACUUAUUCAAAAAUGGUUGGAAAGAGCAAGAAAGGAAGAGUACGUGGUGAAAAGGAUGACAAAGAAACAAAAGCUGAAUCCUCUAGUAAUGAUUUGUGUUGCAAUGAUAAUUUAGCAGACAGGAAGGACUUUCAGGAACUGUCUGCGGUUAAAGACAAUAGAAGUAAAACUGAGGAAGGAGUAAAAACAUCCUCUAUUGAAAUAUGGAAAGACGAAAAGUUACGGAUAGUGAUUUUCAUUGUAGGAGUAUUACAUGUUUUUCAGAUAUGUGGGAUUACAUAUUUAUUGCAUCAAAACAUCACCAUUUUACCGCAAUCGUAUCAAAAAGUUCCAUUACAAACAGAUUCCGAGGAUUCCUCUUUAAUCUGUGGCCGAGAAGAGGCUGAUGUGUCAGAGAGAAACAUACACGUUGUUAAUGAUUUAAAUCUAUUACACAACGAAUUCCACAGUUAUGUCAAAGACAGACGAAAGGAAACGGAGGCAUGGGUGAAUGAAUUGUCAAAUUGUAACAAAACUUUGGAGCGUAUGAUUAAAAAUAUAACUGAAUUGGAAGAAGACAAGAAUACAUUGUUACAAAGUAUUAACGUUUCGCAAAAGAACUACGCUAACAAAACAGAAGAAGAAACGCAACAUCUAAUGCAACUUGAGGCCAAUUUCACAGAAAAGAUGCUAGAAGUGAAGCGAGAUAUAAGUCGUUUUUAUGAAGAGGUGAAGAAGAAUAACAGUGCAAUAAAUAACGAAAGAAGAUUAUCUGAAGAAAUUCUUCAAAAUCAUUUAUCGAAGAAAUUAAAAGAACUCUAUGAUGAGAUUGACAAGAAAAUCUAUGACCAAAAAGGGGAAUUUGUUGAAUACAAGAAUGAAAUAUCUGUUGUUAUUAAGAGAAUUAAUGCAAGCAGUACAAAGCUUGGUGAGGAUGUAAAUAAAAACAACAGAACUUUUAUGAAGAAAGAAAAGGCAAUUGAUAGACAAUUUCGUGAAGCCAUUCAACGUAUAAAUGAAUGGCACGAAAGGGUCAAAGAAAUUGAGGAAAAAGCGAGGGAGUUUGAGGAAAAAAUUGAUGACGAAAAAAAGAAAAUUGAAUCCACAAUGACUGAUAUUAAGAACAUCGAGGAAAAUAUAAACCAUUUAAACGUACAUAAUACAGAAAAAUUUAGUAACAUCGAUCAAAAAUUGAAAAAAUCAGAAAUAACGAUGAAGAAAUUUAAAGAAGGAGUAAAGACGAUUUACAGAAAAGUUAAUACCGAAAAGAGGAAUAUUGAAUCCACAAUGGUUUACGUCAAAGAACUGGACGAUAGAAUAAAAGAAUUACACAAGCAUACCACAGAAAAAGAAAAGGAAGUCAGAGAAAGAAUUAAUAGCACCGAGGAAAGAGUGACAAUGGUUGAAAAAGAAACGAAAAGAAUUAUAGAAAAAGUUAAUGACGAAAAGGAGAAAAUUGAAUCCAAACUGGCUGGGGUUCACGGGCAGUUAGACUACUUCUCUCUUGAACUAAAUGAUAUCAAUCUGUACAUUGUGGGAUUCUUGCUCCUGGUGGUCAUGGUUGUCAUUUUCACUGCAUACAAACUUCUGAUACCAUCACCAGUACUUUCUUAUCAACCGACAGCAGGAAAAUCUGCUACGCAACCAAGGGUAGGAGGAAAGUUUUCAUCUGAAAUUGUUGAAGGUAUAUCUAGACAAACUUUGGAGCCAGGGAUAAGCCUCAUAAGCUUCAACUCUUCUUCACAAAAGUUUCACAUGAACCUUAUAGAUGCAGUCCCUAAGCCUACUUCUACAAAAGUCCAUCCUUGCCCUAUCCAAUGUUCGAAUGAUAUCCUAAGAAUUAAGCCCUCUAAGGUUGCGUUUGUGUUUGUUGACUUUAACGAGAGGAACAUCAUUCUGGAGGACCCGGAGACAGAAAUAGGUGACCUCCGCAGACUGACCACUGAAGGACUCCUCAAAAUGGGCUGUGAUGUUUUUGUUGUGUAUGUGAGAGAUAGAGGCUCUGAGACUUUAGCACCAGGUCAGCUGUACAACCCCCAGCUUCACUCUAUUGGACAUCACUCUGUACUCUCCAAGCUCAAGGAGAGAAACCGUGUGUUGUCUGUCUAUAACAGCUUCCUACCACACCAGGUCAAGUUCCUGGAGGACUCUCUCAAAAGGUUGUGAUUCCGAGUUCCAUCUCACCGCUGUGAUAUAUUUGUUAUCCAAUCGCAACAAAGUUGGAGGGGAUUUAGUAAGGCAAUAAUGUGUUCGUUUGUGAGUGAGUUAUUGAUGUACGAAAUAGAAGUGAUGUAAUUUGCAUCGGAAUGAAUGUUGAAUGCUGUGUUGAUUUAAAGAUACAUGUAUUCUUUUUGCAAGAGGACGCUUCGCUCUGCAGUG